UCCGACAAUCAAAACUAGCUCAUCACAUGGAAUCCUAUCAUGCAUAUUCUCUUCCUUCUCUUGCUGUUCUCUCUCUCUGCAUGUCAUUUUUUUCCGUUGCUGAUGCUGAAGCAUCGACAUUGCAAAGGCCCUUCAACAACAACAUUUCAGCUGGUUUUGUGUUUGGGGAUUCGACGGUGGAUCCUGGGAACAACAACUUUGUGCAGACCCUCUUUAGGAGCAACUUUCCUCCCUAUGGCAAGGAUUUUAGAGGCCAAACUCCAACCGGAAGGUUUACCAACGGCAAGUUGACCACCGAUCUCUUUGCUUCAUACAUAGGGAUAAAAGAAUAUUUGCCACCAUAUUUGGAUCCCAACCUUAGCAUUGAGGACCUGAUGACAGGAGUUAGCUUCGCCUCCGCUGGCACCGGAUUGGAUCCACUUACAGCACAGAUAUCUAGCGUGAUUUCAUUACCAAAGCAGCUGGAUUAUUUUAAAGAGUAUAAAAAACGACUGCAAUCUGCCAUUGGAAAGGAAAGGAUGGAAAGUAUUAUCAAAGACGGGGUGUUUCUUAUCAGUUGUGGCACUAAUGACUUCGUAGUAAACUAUUUCACCUUACCAAUUCGACGAAAGAAGUAUACUGUGUCAGGCUAUCAACAGUUCGUGUUGCACAAUUUGAAGCAACUCCUACAGGAUUUAUGGGACGAAGGGGCUCGGAGAAUCGCCGUUACAGGACUGCCUCCGAUGGGUUGUUUACCGGUUGUCAUCACCCUCAAUUCCGGAAAUGCGAUCCUAGAACGUGGUUGCAUUGAAAAAUUUUCUCGGACUGGAAUGGAAUAUAACCAAAUGCUCCAAAUUGAACUGAACUCAAUGCAGGGUAGAUAUGCUCAUCUGGGUGCAAAAAUCACUUAUGUCGACAUUUUCACACCAUUGGUUGACAUGAUUCAAGGCCUUGGAAAACAUGAAUUUGACGAGGUUAGCCAUGGCUGCUGUGGGAGUGGUUUCUUGGAAGCAGGAUUUUUGUGUAAUCCAGAAUCAUUUGUGUGUUUUGAUGCGUCAAUAUGGUUUUUUCGAUUCAAUUACCCUACUGAGAAGACAUACACUAAAUUUUUGUGGCUAGCCGUUCUGUCAUGGAUUACUGAUUCGGGGACUGAUAUCUUAUUAAUUGAUCAGUGA
Hibiscus syriacus is the source of this 1154-nucleotide messenger RNA. RefSeq names its product GDSL esterase/lipase At5g45960-like. The transcript has 5 exons. Gene Ontology annotation, molecular function: hydrolase activity, acting on ester bonds. Bases 27 to 1154 code for a protein of 375 amino acids. Lineage: Eukaryota; Viridiplantae; Streptophyta; Magnoliopsida; Malvales; Malvaceae. The record is from RefSeq and is a predicted model, not a curated record.